CUCCGUAGUUGGUGACUUGGUAUACGGAGUAGUAAUUUAAGAAUGACGGUGAUGUAAUCAACGGCAAAAGCAAAGAAUCAAGUAUGAGUACAACAGUGAUAGGUUCAUAAUUGAAGACUCCCAUCUAAUGUCUAAUGAUCUACGGAGCACUCCGUAUGAUCUAACACACAUUGAUAAAAUGCCCAAAUAAAGCGCGAUCCAGCAACGUGUCCUUUGCGAUUUACCCCUCCCUCGUUAGAUUACUCCCAAUCUUUCCCAGAAUUGAAUUGAAUUGAAUUGAACCAUAUCUGGAGAUCGGUAGCAAUGUCGCGGCCAAUAAGGCUGAGAUCGCUGUCGGAUGGGGAUGGAUCAUCGUUGCUAUUGAGCGGGGAGUUGAAGAAGAGACCUAAAUUCCAGUAUUCUGGUUGGGUAUUUCAUCUGGGUACUAAUAAAAUUGGUCAUGAAUAUUGUCAUCCUCGCUUCUUGUUUAUAAGGGGCAAGUACGUUGAGAUGUAUAAGCGUGAUCCUCACGAUAAUCCCGGCAUUAACCCUAUAAGGAGAGGUGUUGUGGGACAUACUCUUAUGGUGGGAGAGAUGGGAUGCCGAAAGGUUAAUUGUAGCGAUCUGCAUGUUCUUCGAUUCUAUAAUCGAUUGGAUGAAUCAAAGAAGGGAGAAAUUGCUUGUGCUACAGCUGGAGAAGCUCAAAAAUGGGUGGAAGCUUUUGAGCAAGCAAAGCAACAGGCAGAAUAUGAGCUUUCAAGAGGAGGAAGAGCCAGAGACAAGUUGAAUUUGGAGGCCGAGAUUGACCUUGACGCGCAUCGCCAUAGGGUGAGGAAGUAUGCACAUGGCUUCAUAAAGCUUAUAAAAAUCGGACAUGAGCCACUUUUGCGGCAAUCAUCAUCCUUGGCAGACAAUGCCCAUACAGAUGGCUAUAUGGGAGUUGAUGGUGACACGGAUGCUAUUGAGGCACAUACAUGGAAAUGUGUAUGCACCAUGAAUGGAAUUAGAAUCUUUGAGGAUGUUGUAGAGUCCAAGGGUGGUAGAGGCGUUCUUGUGAAGUCAGUGGGUAUAAUUGAUUGCAAAGCAGAUACUGUUUUUGAGGUUCUCAUGAGCCUUGAGCCCUCUAAGAGAUAUGAGUGGGAUAUGUUGACUAGUGACUUGGAGCUUGUUGAGUGCGUAGAUGGGAAUUAUGAUGUUCUAUAUGGUACAUAUGAUUCAAAAUACUUUACUUGGUGGAGUUCCAAAAGGGACUUUGUGUUCUCAAGGCAAUGGUUUCGUGGACAAGAUGAAACAUACACAAUCUUGCAAUUCCCAGCCGUGCAUAAGAAAUGUCCUGCUAGAUCUGGUUAUCAACGGACAAAGAUAAGCCCUUCUACUUGGGAGAUAAGAAGUUUGGACACAUCUGGUGCUACAACAGAAUUUCCAAGGUGUCUUGUGACACAUAUGUUGGAGAUACAAUCUGAUAGCUGGGGCGCAUGGAAGAAAAGUCGCUCUUCAAAGUUUGAAAAAUCUAUCCCUUAUUCAUUGUUGUGUCAGGUUGCUGGUCUGAAGGAAUAUAUUGGAGCAAAUCCAGUCCUUAAAAGUAAUUCUGAUACAGCAGUUUUAACUUCAAAUUCCUCCAGUAGUAGUAUUUCCAGCAGUGAAUGUGACAGUGCAGAGGCAGAAGAGUUUUAUGAUGCGAUUGCGGCAGAAUCUUCUGAAGAUGAAGAUAGUGAUGAUGAUAUUGAAGUUGACAAGAAGGACAUUGUGAUGCUGGAGAACGAUUCAUUGGACAUAGCAAGAUUAUCUUUGAAGGCUUCAGAUCAUGAUUCGAGCCAAGUAUUAGAUUCAGCCACACCCCCUGUGCCAAUUGACCCAAUCAAGUUUUGUGGUUCAUUGCGUGAAGGAAAAGAUGACGAUGACAUAAAUUGCUGGACAAAUCCAGGUGGUGCAGGAUUUAUGAUUAGAGGAAAUACAUACUUGAAGGACUAUAAUAAAGUAAGAGGUGGAGAUCCUCUUCUAAAGCUUAUAGCUGUUGAUUGGCUCAAGGCUGAUCAAAGCAUUGACAAGGUUGCAUUGCGUCCAUCCUGUGUUGUUCAGUCAGACGCUGGAAGAAAACUUCCAUUCGUUCUCAUUUUUAAUCUACAGAUCCCAGCCAAACCAAACUACAAUUUGGUUUUUUAUUAUGCCUCUGACAGGCCUGUGAACAAAAGUUCGUUAUUGGGCAAAUUUAUUGAUGGGACUGACUCAUUUCGCGAUUCGAGGUUCAAGCUCAUACCAAGCAUUGUGAAGGGCUAUUGGAUGGUUAAGCGUGCAGUUGGUACAAAAGCCUGUCUGUUGGGUAAAGCUGUGACCUGUAGAUACCUGAGGCAAGACAAUUUUUUGGAGAUUGAUGUGGAUAUUGGUUCCUCAUCGGUUGCCAGAAGCGUUAUUGGUCUUGUCCUUGGAUAUGUCACAAGCAUAGUGGUUGAUCUUGCGAUUCUUAUAGAGGCAACUGAAGAGACUGAACUUCCUGAGCACCUUCUCGGGACUGUACGGUUGAGUUGUCUUCGACUUGACUCAGCCAUAGAGGCUUGACGCGUUUUUAUUCAGAUAAUAUUGCUCUCCAUUCAAACCAUAAUGUAUUCUUUACUCAUUUGCGUCCAAAUUAUGUGACGCAACUGAGUUAUUUGAAUUUCAUCAAUAUACUGCUUAAUAGCUUUAUUUUGCUUUCUAUUCAAGCUGCAAUGUACUCUUUCAUGCUUGGAUGCUAUGGAUAUUAUCAUAGAAUCUGUGCAAACUCUUAGCUGUUGUUUAAAAAAAAAUUGCAAAAUGGUGUGUCUACAUAGGAAUAUACAGAGUACUAAGUUACAAUAUAGAGUAUUGAAGAAAAAACACACCAAAAUCUAACCUAGUGUCUGUGUAAAAGAAACCAGCAGAUGAAUGUAGCGAGAAUUCUGGACCCAGGAGCAGAUAAUGAGUGACUAAACCAGUGAAGAAAACCGUGUCUUCUGUAUCCGAUACAGUGAUACUCGAACUCCGCUGAUAUAUGUUUUUGUCUCUGUUGUAUUUUAUAUUUAAGCCGAUUUCCAUAGCUCUGUUUGUAUGAUGUAUUUGGAAUCAGAUACUAAAGUUAUGAUGACCCUUUUUAGUUUUAACUGCACAGGGGGAUUUUACCA
Messenger RNA from Spinacia oleracea (spinach), 3116 nucleotides. RefSeq names its product protein ENHANCED DISEASE RESISTANCE 2. NCBI's taxonomy places the organism in Eukaryota, Viridiplantae, Streptophyta, Magnoliopsida, Caryophyllales, Amaranthaceae. The coding region runs from base 304 to 2535 and encodes 743 amino acids. The record is from RefSeq and is a predicted model, not a curated record. Gene Ontology annotation, molecular function: lipid binding. The transcript is spliced from 22 exons.